Messenger RNA from Leucoraja erinaceus (little skate), 3211 nucleotides. RefSeq names its product excision repair cross-complementation group 6-like (gene ercc6l). Gene Ontology annotation, molecular function: ATP binding; DNA translocase activity; ATP-dependent chromatin remodeler activity. The record is from RefSeq and is a predicted model, not a curated record. The transcript is spliced from 6 exons. Bases 228 to 3146 code for a protein of 972 amino acids. Lineage: Eukaryota; Metazoa; Chordata; Chondrichthyes; Rajiformes; Rajidae.
UGGGCCCAGCCCUAACCCCAGCCCCGGGAGUGGGAGUGACGGACACUCGAGCCCCGGGCCUGGCGGUGACUCUGACCCCGGGCCUGGCGGUGACUCUGACCCCGGGCCUGGGCGGUGACUCUGACCCCGGGCCUGGCGGUGACUCUGACCCCGGGCCUGGCCGCACUAUCUCGGGCUCCGGCGGGGACGGUGACGGUGGCGGCCCCCGGGCCCGCUACCGCGAGUGUAUGCGGGCAGCAAAGCAACAGGCCCGGGCCGGGGAGCUGCGGGAAGCGCUGGCCCUUGUAGCCGAGGCAGAGGAGCUGUGCCCGGGGCAGCGGCGGGCGGCCAGGCUGCGGGAGGCGCUGGAGGAGGCGGCAGCCGGGCAGGAGGAGGAGGAUGAGGAGGGGGAUGAGGAGGACGAGUGGGCCCCGGUGCCGGGCUGCAGCCUCCGCCUCUACCGGCCUCUCCUGGAGCGGCUGCUGCCCCACCAGAGCCGCGGCGUCGCCUUCCUCCACCGACUCUUCACCGAGCGCCGCGGCGGCGGCAUCUUGGCCGAUGACAUGGGCCUCGGCAAAACCGUGCAGCUCCUCGCCUUCCUCUCCGGCAUGUUCGACGCCGGCCUGGUGGCCCACUGCCUGAUCAUCAUGCCCGCCUCCCUGCUCGCCACAUGGCUGGCAGAGUUCACAGCCUGGACCCCCGGCAUCAGAGUCAGGGUGGCCUUCCACGGUUCGAAGGCGGAGCGUAGCCGUAACCUGUUGCGGGUUCAGCGCAAGGGGGGCGUGGUGAUCACCACCUACCAGCUGAUCAUCUACAACCUGGAGGAGCUGUCUCAGUUGGACGGUCAGCGCUUCGACUGGGAUUACCUGGUGCUGGACGAGGCGCACAAGAUCAAAGGGCACCUGAGCAAGACCACCAAGCAUGUCAACGCCCUCCCGGCCAAGAACCGGGUGCUGCUGACGGGGACACCGGUGCAGAACAACCUGCAGGAGAUGUGGACCCUGUUUGACUUUGCCUGCCAGGGCUCGCUGCUGGGGCCCCUGAAGGACUUCAAGCUCCUCUACGAGGCGCCCAUCACUCGGGCAAGAGAGAAAGACACCUCGCCGGCAGAGAAGGCCCUGGGUCUCCGAAUCUCGGAGAGCCUGAUGGCACUGAUCCAGCCCUACUUCCUGCGCAGGACCAAAGAGGGGGUGCAGAAGCCCGAGGAAGGGGGGGAGAGGCCUCCAGCGACGGAGAGCGAGACCCCCGACCUACUGGCUCUGAGCAGGAAGAGCGACCUGAUCGUCUGGGUCCACCUGAACGGGGUGCAGGAGGAGAUCUACCGCAAGUUUGUGUCGUCCGACAUCAUCCAGGAGCUGCUGCAGACCAAGCAGUCACCUCUGGUGCAGCUGAACAACCUGAAGAAGCUGUGCGACCACCCGCGGCUCCUGUCCAAGCGGCUGUGGGAGGAGCUGGAACUGGGCGGAGGGGGGGAGUACGAGGUGGGCCGAGUCCCGGUCGAGCAGCUGGUGAGCGAGUCGGGCAAGCUGCUCUUCCUGCUGGGCCUGCUGGAGAAGCUGAGGGAGGAGGGACACUGCACCCUGGUCUUCUCCCAGUCCCGGAGGAUGCUGGACAUCAUCCAGAGGGUGCUGGUGGCCAGGGGCUUCCGCCUGGCGCGCAUGGACGGCACGGUGACUCUGGCCGACCGGCAGAAGGUGGUGGAGAAGUUCCAGCGGGGCGGCGGCGGCUGCUCGGUCUUCCUGCUGACCACCCAGGUGGGCGGCGUGGGCCUGACCCUGACUGCGGCCAGCAGGGUGGUGGUGGUGGACCCCAGCUGGAACCCCGCCACCGACGCCCAGGCUGUGGACCGGGCCUACCGCAUCGGGCAGACGGCAGACGUGGUCAUCUACCGGCUCGUCACUUGCGGCACCGUGGAGGAGAAGAUCUACCGGCGGCAAAUCUUCAAAGACUCGCUGAUCCGCCAGUCGGUUGGAGAACGCAAGAACCCAAUGCGCUACUUCAGCCGCCAGGAGCUGCGGGAGCUGUUUGUGCUGGAGGACCCCAUGCGCUCCAGCACGCAGCUGCAGCUGCACUCCAUGCACGGGAGCCCGCGGCAGGCCGGCCCCGGGCACAGCCAGCACCUGGCCUUCCUGCGCAGCCUGCCCAUGUUCGGGGUGACGGACCACGGGCUGGUCCACGGCCGGGACGGGGCCCCCGACGAAGACGAGGGGGGGGACAGCGACCCCGUGGCGCAGCGCUACAUCCAGGAGCGGCUACGCCUGGCGCAGGACCUGGUGGCAGCCGGCACACUGGCGGCAAGAGAACCCGGCACCCUGCCGCCUCCCAUCCCACCCGCCCCACGCGGUCGAGGCCCUGGAAGAGCGAUCCCAUACAUGGAUUACAGAGUCACUCAGCCCCCUGCAGACUGGAUACAAGUGCCAAGCGACGGGGAGGAGGAAGAGGGAGAGGCUCCCGACCUCAGCGGUGUGGGUGAGGGAGAGGUCGAGGUGCCUGCUCCAGGCUGGAGAGACCAGCCGGUCGUCGUGGAUCUGACGGAGGGGCCAGGAGACGGGGAGACAGAGGAUUCCCACCGCAGCUGUGUGGGUGAGCCGGCAUCGCCGGAGGUGAUGGAGGUGGAGGACGACGACGUGUUUGAGCUGAGCCGCCAGAUGGCCGAGCUGCCGCCGCUGUGCGGAGUGAGUGUCGAGAGCCCGGCCCCCACUGUACCCGCUGCCCCAGGCCCCCACUGCCAGCUCCCCGGGCCCCUGGGCCAGCACCGGCCCCGGGGCCGAAUGUCUGUGGGAGUCACUCCCCACGGAGCGGGACCAGGGGUCGGACUCUCUCCCCGCCCGCUCGCCGGGUCACUCCGACUUCCAGCUUGUGCUGGAGGACACGAUGGAGGAGGAGGGGGAGUGGGAGGAGCGCGGUGGCUCGGACAGCGAUGGGUCGUCGGGAGAGGAGGUGAUCGGCAGACCCGGGCGCCGGGCCGUGGUGAUGUCCAGCGACGAGGAAGAGGAGGAAGAAUCGCCGGCUCUGUCCCUGGCCAGCCCCGACCUCCGCCUCCACCACUCCCCCCCCACCGCCUCCACGCCCAGGGCCUCUCACCCCCAAACCCCGGGCACCCCCAACUGCUCCUACGCCUCCCGCCGGUCGCUGGUCCGGUCCGUGCUGGAGGAGACGGAGGAUGAAGAGGAGGAGGAGGAGGAGGAAGAAGAUGACGAGGAGGGAGAUUACACCGAGGAGUCGGAGGAGG